CUGCCUUGAUCUGUCAAAGUGACAUUAUCGCUGUAUGUCGCCCGAGAUAAAACGUGCAAAGUCCAGGGGCUGCGUUCCAGGAGGGGAGAAGGGAGGAGAGACACCACCGGGCACCGCCAUUUACACUCUGACGGGUAUUGCAGGCGUUCUGUGGCGGGGUGGGGAGAGUCACUGGUGACGUCACAUGCCUGGUGCAGACUGACGGGCUCAGGGGGGAACCCCAGUCUACGGGGUGUCCUAUGACUCUGAGGGGUUUUAUUAGCGCCAUCUAGUGGUCGUUUUAGGAACUGUCAGAUGCGCUUUGCAUAGGCUUGCCUGUAGUUGCAAGGUAUUGUGGGACUUGAUGUGACCUUUGUGCUGUUGUGAGACUACAACUCCCAUCAUGCCAUGACAACCUGCAUUCAUAAUUUAUAAAAGACACGUGGGGGGGCCUUUCAGCCAUGUCGCCCUAGCUGCGUAGAGAAGCAUACUUACCUGCUUCUCCUUUGGUCCCCCAGGUGCUGCUGACGCGUUUUGAAUCCCUCUUCAAACCAUUGCCUGGCAGCAGAGGUGACGUGUCCUCCGCGUGUCACGUGACCCGAUGAUAUGACACACUGCGGACCCCUGUCAAACAGGAAGUUUACCCGUGGGGACCGGAACGCGGCAGCGGCCUGAAGGAGCUGAAACCCAGCGGCAGAGAGCAGCUGGCAGAGGUGGAUGGACCAUGAAGGUGAAGGUGAUUUCCGUCUUGGAUGACAACUACAUGUAUCUUAUCAUAGAGGAACGCACAAGAGACGCCAUUGCGGUGGACGCAUCGGUUGCCAAAAAAUUGUUGGACAUCGUGCAGAAAGAGAAUGUGAACCUGAAAGCCAUACUGACCACCCACCACCACCUAGACCAUUCCCGGGGUAACGCAGACCUUGUACAGCAGUUUCCCGAGCUGCCCGUCUACGGCACAGACGAACGGAUCGGGGGAUUAACCCACAGAGUCGUUCACAACCAAAUGUUAAAGUUCGGGGACAUAAAUGUGAGGUGUCUGUUCACCCCGUGCCACACGUCGGGCCACGUCUGCUUCUACAUGUGGGAGGAUGGGUGCCCGGACGCCCCCGCUUUGUUUUCAGGUGACACCUUGUUUGUUGGAGGCUGUGGACAAUUUUUUGAAGGGACAGCAGAACAGAUGUACAAAAACCUGAUCGAAACUCUGGGUUCACUGCCCCCCGAGACGAAAGUGUUUUGUGGCCAUGAAUACACUGUUCGGAACCUAAAAUUUGCCCUAAAGGUGGAACCAGACAAUGAGCAUGUUAAGGAGAAGCUGUCCUGGGCCAAGGCUCGCGAUGAUGAUGACAUUCCCACCGUCCCCUCCAGCCUGGAGGAAGAGUUUCUUUAUAACCCCUUCAUGCGAGUAAGGGAAGAAGCAGUUCAGAAGUUCACAGGGAAGACCGACCCGGUCGAGGUCAUGAGAGUUUUAAGGAAAGAAAAGGACGAAUUUAAGAAGCCGAAGGACCGACUGCCAAUCCCAGCUCUCCUGGCCUAUCAGUGGGGUCUCCUGAACCAGUCGGCGUCAGCACAUGAAUAGACAUUGCAUACCAACAUAAUAUAAAGGUCACAGGACUUUACAUUUGUCACGCCAAGGAGCCGUCUACAUGGGGUUACAUAGGACUGCAGGCAAAUAGGUGAAUGACAAAUUCAGCUCUGCGCUAUUCCACAUGGGGGUGGUCUUGCCUCUCUACAUCACUAGAAAUCACCCACGUAGCCUAUGUCUCAGGCCGGCCGUACAUAAGAUAGCUGUAGGUUGAGGCCCCCAUACAUAUGGACAUCUGGCUGAGCAUGCAUGUGUUCCCCAUGGGAAGAAGGGAGUAAACCACU
Messenger RNA from Bufo bufo (common toad), 1845 nucleotides. It is a transcript of the gene HAGHL, whose product is annotated as hydroxyacylglutathione hydrolase like. The transcript has 9 exons. Bases 704 to 1555 code for a protein of 283 amino acids. NCBI's taxonomy places the organism in Eukaryota, Metazoa, Chordata, Amphibia, Anura, Bufonidae. The record is from RefSeq and is a predicted model, not a curated record. Gene Ontology annotation, molecular function: hydroxyacylglutathione hydrolase activity.